AUGCAGCGACGACAGCGAGAGAAUAGCGACUUCAUGAGCGGGGACGCACCUCGACGUGCGCUGAUAAACUCGUUCGCAACAACCUCAGCGCCUUAUCAGCGUCACCAUGAACGAUCGUCGACCUAUUUACAGGUGCCUAUGACAGACUUUUCCGUCCGUAGUUACAACCAGCUGCAGCUGCAUCCAGGACGCGAUUGGCAGACCCCAAUGGGGAUGGAGCCGCCAACCUACAAGAAACAGGGAUGUUAUAGCACCACCGUGGAUUUGGGAGGGAUGGUGGGUGUUGAAGUUCCAGGUUUGCUUCGAGGUGGCAACGAAGCAGCAACACGUGUCUCCUUGUCGGAAGCAGUGUCGGAGAUGAACAUGGCUAGUGCUGAUGUCAACGUACUCCACAAUGCGAGUUCAGGGUCGACAAAAGCUUUGGUAGUGAACGAUGUUAGGGACCUCCUUUCGAGUACAGCAACGGAUGUGUCAUCUUCACUUGCUCUUACAACGGACAAGCAAGCGACGUUACCAUCGACCGUAACAGUCGAUUCGACAACCAGUGUCGUGGUAGAUGCAGCAUACACGCAACAGAGCCAACCAAGGGACCCAGCAUUGACAACCGAGAAAAUUCCCACACACAGAAAAAUGAGAUGCAAGUUCCCUGACUGUCCCAACCGCGCUCGAGUUUCCCAGCACUUUGGGAAUUUCUGCAAUCGACACGUGAUUGUCGCCCCUUGUGGGUUUCCUGGUUGUCGGGACAAGGCUGUGGAGUAUGCUGCUAUGUGUAUGAAACACCUGAAUCUGGGCAAAGACGCACUCAACAAAGUGUUGAAUACCCGCACGCAGAACGUACCCGUGUGUCGAACAGACGGGUGCUUUAAGAAUGAUCAAGGCAGAGGAUACUGCCGUGGCCAUGAAAACUUAAUGAUGGCGACUGGACGCUUGCCUUUGCACAUCAGUAAGCGCCGUCUUAACAGUGCGUACACCAUGUGCAGCUAUCCCGAGUGUACAAAGCAUUCUCAGCGGCGUCACUUGUGCCGGACCCAUGGAAACCUCUUGAUUAAGCAAGCCCAAGGACUGGCGAACCAACCUGGAGCCACUGAAAGUUUUGAAGACAUUUUAGCCAAGAUCGAAAAGGAUAUGCGUCGAUGCACGCAGGAAAACUGCAUGAAAAAUUCGCAGCGAGAUCGACUGUGCAGUACACACUAUAACGAGAAGCAGAACCUGCAAAUGAAUGGUGCGACACCGGUUACUUCUGGCGCGGCGAUAGUACGUAGGGAAAAGGGUGGGCCGAGUUGGCGAGUGGGUGCUGAAGACAGCACUGUCCAAUCUGCCGGACGGACUGAAUGCCAGAAAUUAGAUUGCGACGUUCUCCCGUAUGCGAUGGAGCCGUCUGUGGAGUAUCUAAACGAAGUUCAGAACCUAAUUCCUGGUCGAAAAAGACGUAGUGGUGACCCAUUUUUAUCUAGGGUUUCUGCAGGAAUUGUCGUGGGGAGUGACGAUUGUGCACAAAGACAAGCAGUACUUGCAAGUACUCGAGGCACGACUUGCAUGAACGCAAUGUGCAACCGGGAAAGCCAUGGUUGUGACUACUGUGAUGAAUGCCAGAGACUGUUUUCAUUUGUUGUGGUACCGACGCAUGAAACCCUAGCUGGUUCAUCGGGAUACCCGUGUAAGAUUGCAGCUGGUGGCGGGGCACCAUUUGAAGGAAAUGCCUUGCGUCGUCGUGCAGCAAACUGUGGGCAAGAACCCGUCUCUGGUGGGUUAUGUGCGUCGCAUUGUCGAACAUCCGGGAUAGGCUCGAUGUUAGUGGAUCAGGUGAACGUGAACGUCCAAAUGCUGGGACAAUCGUGGGCAUUGGCAGAGACGACAGCGACCGCUGCACAAGAAGUCAACCAAAUGAAUCCGACACCAUCCGGUAGGACAAAGAAAUACUACUGCAAAAUUAAUGGCUGUGGUAAGCAAGCUCAACGGCAACGCUUUUGUAAGCGUCACUAUCGUCUUCACGCGAGCGUCCCACCCGAGAGGUCCGAGCCCGAAACCAACCCCAGCAGUUGCGUUACUGGGCCUCAACACUCAGUCUUCUCUCGACCAACCAUAGCCUGUCAUUUUCUCGGAUGUUCGCAACUCGCUCGCUCCGGCACGUCGCUGUGCUUGGCACAUGCCGAAGCGACUUUUUGCUGGCAGCCUGGAUGCGAAAACAUAGUGGAACGCGGCCGCUUCUGUGGGUUUCACGAAUUCCGCAAACAGUGUGCUUACGAAGGCUGCAUGUUCAGCUCCGAACAGCACGAAAGUGGCUGCCUACAUCACUCGCAUGCUCCGAAAUGCCGUCACGACUUUUGCGACAAAUUUACCAUCGGGUCAGAGAUGUGCCGGGUGCACCAGAGAAGUUGCCAGGACUUUCCGUGUGUCCUGUGCCGGCUCCACGCGCUUUCUCCGAACGGAUUUGAGACAGGCGUCGACGCAGGUAUUGACAAUGGAAUCGGUACAUUGUAA
Molecule: messenger RNA, 2481 nt
Organism: Peronospora matthiolae
Lineage: Eukaryota; Oomycota; Peronosporomycetes; Peronosporales; Peronosporaceae
Source: the annotation of a GenBank genome assembly